AUUAAUCCUGAAAGAAAACCCAGCAGCAGGGCAAGAAGAAAAGAAUCUGGGAUUUUUUUGGGUAGCUGAGGGAGGGAGGGAGGAGGGUGGGGAAGCAACAAAGGAAACAAUCAAAGACAAAAACAUAAUAUCGGGCAAUGCGGUCGUUGCCUUUGGGAAUCUCUCUUCCUCUCACCUCUUCCCUCGAUCCUAAUCCCGCUCUCACGCUCAAGCGUCCUAACCAUCACUCCUCUAUUUUCCUCCAUGCUCCUCCCAAAUCAGGAAUAUGCAGAGCCAGUCAAAUGGUGGAGUUGUUCCCAACUCUGUCUCCAGAGAUAGUGGUGAGGGAGGCAAGGAUAGAGGACUGUUGGGAAGUGGCAGAGACUCACUGCAGCUCCUUCUUCCCUGAUUACUCCUUCCCACUGGAUUUCGUGCUGAGACUGGAUAGGCUAGUUGGAAUGCUAUUUGGCUUCUCCGUGCCUUCUGGUUGCAAGAGAAUCUGUCUUGUGGCUGUUGUUGGAAGCUCCAUUGAUCAAUCCUUGUACAUUGGUAGUGAGGAUAUCAAGAUUGGAGGGUUUGAUGCCAAGUUCACUCUCAACAAAGGAUAUGUUGCUGGGAUCUUGACUUUGGACACUGUUGCCGAUUACCUUCCUAGAAAAGGCCCAGUGCGUCGAAGAAGGACAGGAAUUGCGUACAUAUCAAAUGUAGCUGUUAGAGAGAGGUACCGGCGCAAGGGGAUAGGAAAACAGCUUGUAGCGAAGGCGGAGGCAUUGGCCAAGACUUGGGGCUGCCGGGCGGUUGCCCUUCACUGUGAUCUGCGGAAUCCUGGUGCUAUCAAACUGUACAGAGGGGGAGGUUUCAAGUCCAUCAGGGUACCUGAGGGUGCAAACUGGCCUCACCCUAGAGCUUCCCCAGAUGUCCAAUUCAACUUCAUGAUGAAGCUGCUAAACUCCACAACGAACUAGCACUUGGCAUCUCCUUACAACUACAUAACACGCAAAUAUGUGUAGCUCGUAUCGUGAUCGUAAAAUGCUUCAGCAACUGCAACCUGAUUGUGAUGGCCUGAACAUGGGCACCAGAGGUUGCAAAUGUGUUGGGGUUGGAUGCUGGACUCAUGUGGGUUUGUAGAUAGAUGGUUUGUUGGAACUCAAUGACAUUCUUGGAGAUCUGGUUUACAGGGGUAUUUCGAUUAUUUAUCUAGCCUUGGGCAAGGUUCAGAUAGCGACAUUUCUACUUGACAGUAAAACCUGCCCGACUCCAAAGCAGAUAAAGGUUGAGAAUGGAGGAUAAGGGAGGACAAUGCAGAAGCAAAAUUAAGUUCAUAUACAAGCGAAACGCAACUUCUCGUC
Molecule: messenger RNA, 1328 nt
Organism: Linum tenue
Lineage: Eukaryota; Viridiplantae; Streptophyta; Magnoliopsida; Malpighiales; Linaceae
Source: the annotation of a GenBank genome assembly